GGUACCGAGAGCGGCCAAUCUACGGCAUCCUUGUCCUCAUUGACGGAAUGGCGCUCUUCCCCACCUGAAGGAGCCGUGUGAUGAUGGCGCUGAGGGCCCUCUUCCGCCGUCAUCCAAUUUGGGCCCUGGCGGCUGUGUGGCUUGCCGCCAACUUGGUGCCCAUGGCAUUCUCGAAAGGGAAGGGGGGAAAGGGAGCGACCACAACCACAACCACAACCACAACCACAACCACAACCACGACCACUACGACGCCUGCGCCGACCGGAACCAACCACUACGGCACGCCAGGUAAGCACCAGGCUGAGUAAUGGAUAGAUGACACAUAUGUGCGCAUAUGUGCGCAUUGUAUGCAGCCGCCGGUGACUGGGUUCACCGGCCCCACUCAUGCUCUUAUUACUACAGUACGCACACACGGCCCGACGGACAAACACAGGCAUCUAUAAUGAUUCUGUUCGUUGCAUAUGUUGUGGUCCAAAUGUGUUGGUGUCCUUGUUCUCCGCACUCAGUCGACACGACGGUUACGGAGAACUACGUGAGCUCGCUUGCUCACUCAGAGAGGACACUGGACGCACUGCAGCCCCAUUGCACUCAUGCGCUGUGGUGAUGUCUUGUGAAUUAAGGAGGACCUGAGGUACUCCUGCCAGCAGGCCAAACCGGAGUGGGACGGUUCGCUCGUGGUCAUCGACGAUGGCUAUGAGAGCCAGUGGCUGGCGGACCACCUGCGGGCCGAAGGCGACGAGGACAAAAGAAUGUGGGUCCGAUACACGCGGGUAAAAGAUAUUGUGUGUCCACACAAACAAGAUGUCUCUCAUAAGCCUAUCUGUUCACAUGUCAUGACAUCGAAUGCAGAAAGGUCCUGAUCCCGGUGAGGUACCCAAAAACAUGCCUGAUAUCGGGGGCUCAUCGGCGGAGCGGGGUGGGUGGGAGCCCAACGAAACAGCAUUCUGGGGCUGGGACGCCCCGAGCACUGGCCUGUGGGACGUCUCGUGGGACGUGUCUUAUCCCUGGGACAAUUUUGAUGGCGACGGGGCCCUUGCUAUCGUCAAGGGGCCUGAGUAUGAGGUCCCGGUAAGUAUGCAAAACGAUCUUCAAGAGACGGGCAUGUGCACAUAUACUGGACUGGGUAUGGGUGCUCCACAUAUGUCGAUCAGUGGCACCUGGUACUACAGACUAAGGACAGGACCCAAACCUACCGGGCAAUGGUAUAUGGCAGCCAGACAGGCAGGGGCAGGCGAAUUCGCCCUGUUCUCUCGAUUGUUGAGCACUUCCCCUCUUUUCUUUCCGUCAUGCUAUGUAUGUAUCCUGUCAGUGUGAGAAGCACGAGCCCAGCUGCGGUGCGUGACCAUGGCCAACCAACCACACUGGACCACAGCCAAAACAAAGAGAUCAUUUUGCAAGUCUCGUGUUUAUUUGUGCAGUGGAGCCCCCAUCGGUGCAAGUGCUGAUGCCAUCUGUCUUCCCCGAGGAUGCUGAAGCCAACUAUUUCGAGGUCACCAUCCGGUUUUCAGAGGACAUUUCUGGUCUGGCCUUCAACAACUUCACCAACCUGACGAGCUGGCAGACACUCGGCGGCGUCAACGGAGUUAUCGCAUUUGUUUCACAGCCAACCAACAGAGAGAUUGUCGAGUGGAUAUGGCCCAUACAGAAGGGACGCGUGACGAUUCAGGUGCCGGAGAAUGUAUUCUCACGUAACUACGGAAAUUUGGACCACAACAACCCGUCGAAUAUCCUAACAGUGUACCAUGGUGCGCUAGACGAAGUAAUGUGAGACAUGAAUCAAUCUGUGUUUGUGUCCUGUGCACGUCGUCAGGCUGCGGGAUGCUGUGGGGGAAAGGUUUAAGUCAUACCGCAAUUGACAAUACAGACGCUUACUCCUGGUGGCACUGUGGCCGCCUUUGUUAUGAGACCCCUAGCUGCAGAUCGUUCAGCUUCGACGCCCGGAAUGGCCAGGUGGGUGGCGGACCGGUCCCAGCUCCCUGUCGCCUCUAUGAUCAAGCCGAGCUCAGUGGCUCAGUAAACCCCGCUCAGGUCAGCUCCGCGAGAGCCUGCGCCGUGAAUGAGGGUAAGAUAAUUCCAUCGAUCUCGUCCCAUCCCAUUGUCCCCUUCCGUGCUUGAAGAUGUGGAGGCACCUGAGGUGAUGAUAGUGCGCGGCGUUGACGCGAACGGGGGCCCCUUACCCGGCGGGAGCAUCCCCCACUUCUACAACAAUCCGAACUACAUCCACCUAUUUGCUGGUAUGUGACAAAGAAUGGAACACAACAGGACAGAAUCUGACCCCAGUCAGCAUCCAUCACAUCAAAUGCAUCACCAGAGUUUCACUUCACCGAGCCAGUGAAUCACGUUGACCCCUCUGAUCUGGAUAUCCAGUGCACCAACUGCGCUUUCGACGGGGGCAUUGGCUGGGUCAAGGUCGGGCCUGUGGACAAGGAGAACGUCACAUGGCCAUUGUGGAGCGAUCAAUGGCGAGUGGAGGUAUGUAGGGAGGUAGGUCGGUCGGUCGGUCAGUGCGUUGGUGGGGAGGUGGACUCUCUCAUGUCUCUGUCCUUCAGAUCCAUCUGGAUGAAUUGCCACCCGGGUUCACCACCGGCAAGGUCGUGAUUGGACUCGAUCCUUCCCACGAUGUGGCGGAUUUUUCCGGCAACCUUGUCAGCAAUACUCCUGCGACACUAGAAUUUGUCAUUCAACCCGCAGGUCACACUCAUACACACACGCACGUCACCCACCCAGUAUACAGAAAAUCAUCAUUCAUCCUGUUGUUUCUCGCUGCAGAUACUACAACAAUAGGGCCCCCAACAUCUCCCGUCAGCCCACCAGGUAAGCGUCAAUCACAGCCACCAACCAGAUAUGCCUCCUUCUACUUGUGUCAAGAUGAGCCUACCCCUACAAACGGGCCACCAGACCGCCGAAUGGACCGCCAGAUGGGGGCACAGGGGGGACGUCUCCGCCUCUCCAGCCAAACAUACCAUUUGACCAGGUAGAGAUUUCAUCUGGCGGCUCGGAUGAUGGCGAUCCAGCAGAAGGAUGUGAGAUUUCUGGCACACGAGGUAUAAAUGCAGACAUGUGCCUUUCAACUGCCUUCUUGUGACUGAUGCCUUUUUGCUUGCAGAUGUCCGUUUGGCCUGUGCGGCAUCACAGAGAAGAAAGUUCAUCACUCUCGUGGAAGGCAGCUAUAUAGCUAUUGUCGAGGGCUCGACACACGAUGACACUCUGCGGGGCAACAGCCAAUCCAACACCCUCAUCGGUGGCGACGGCGCAGACAUACUCGAUGGCCGUGGCGGCAGCGAUGAGCUGGUGGGGGGCGGCGGAGCCGAUACCUCUAUCAUCGGUUUAGAAGAGGGAGACGUGACGAUACAAGACUUCGAUACUGGCACCGUUCACGAUCAGCUCAACCUCGCCAGCUUCCCCUCAAUCACGAGCAUGAGCGAUCUUCGAGAGAGAAUGACCAGCGGCAGCGUCAUCAUUGACAUUGACAGAACCCACAGAGUGCGCAUCCUCUAUCGCACGCCGCAAGAAAUGUUGAAUCCCAAGUAUUUCCUGCUUUGGACUCCUGAAGGAGACGAUGCAAGCGAUGAAGCAGGCGACGACGAAUGCGGCUGGUUUUCUUACGCGAAGCCCGAGUGUGUGGACACAAUCCUUAGCAUCGUCGGGGGUAUUGUUUUUGUGGCUGGUCUUUUUCUGGGGGCAUGGCAAUUCCUCGUCAAAUGCGUCUGGAAGAGCUCGGCUCCCGCAGAGACAGAAGAAGAGCAAGUCAAGGUCGAGGCGAGAAAGCGCUCGAUCUCUGACACACGCGACUCACGUGCCAGAAGCUCCCUCGCGACCAAGUCCGAGCGGAAGGUAGACAGAGAUGUAACGGACAUCGCCCGGGAGGAGCAGCAUGAUGUGGGCCCCUCUCACGUGACGCUGUAUGAAUCGAAACAAAAGGCCGAUUCAAGUACACGAAUUCAUGUAUCUAAGCACGUGUUUUGACGGAUUUUUGUUUGAGACAUUUUUACAUGACGAUAUGUCAAUUGCCUCAAUCGUCAUGUGCAAACAAAGGGAUGUCUCUGUGUUGGAUUUUAACUGCAUUCAACACAUUUCGAUCAACAAACCCUGCUCAGAUGCUGUGGACAUUCCUUAGCUACUGGUGUUCCUCUUCGCUGGCACCGUUGUUUUCGCCAUCCAUCAUUGGUACGUGUCCGGGAGGGAGGGAGGGAGGGAGGGAGGGAGACGGCUUGAAUGGGACUCGUCUCUGUCGUACGUCUUUGUUUGUGUCUGUGUGUGUCAGGUAUGAGUGCCGUGUUGGUGUUGGGCCACGCCAUCUUCCACAAGGGCAAAUGCGAGGAGGAAGACGAAGAAAGUACGGAACACUAGAACGCAAUGCGUUCAGUCUUCCUCUCUGUGUUCGUUUCUGUGUGUGUGUCCUGCAGCUGGUAUCUGAGUCACCAUGACUUGUGACGGGGGGUGCUUUCAAUCCUACCGACCGACAUGUGUGGCUGGCUAGCGUCUCUCUCGUGUGUACAAAAGGCGGCUGCCUUUUUCCCAGCGAGAGAGGAGAGCUGUGUGUCCUUGUACAGUCUAGCAGAGGGUAUCCCCCGGAGAAGCCUCUCCCUUUUUCGGUGUAGUUUUGCUCCUAAUGUAUCGAUCAAUGCAUUCACUAAGAGAUUUCUUCUUGUCUCGUUGGCUGCCGCUGACGCACGGAUGUGACACCUCCGCCUCGCCCUCCAUGCCUUGGGGGCGUAGCGAGGGUGUCAUGUCCAUCGCCAGAGACAGUGACAGACAGGAGAUGGAAGGAGAGUCGUGUUGGUACGUCGUGUGUACAUCGGGUGGCAUG
Vitrella brassicaformis is the source of this 4810-nucleotide messenger RNA. The record is from the annotation of a GenBank genome assembly. NCBI's taxonomy places the organism in Eukaryota, Vitrellaceae.